AGUGGCGUUUCUGCUCGCGCUGAGUUGUUUUCAGUUUAUUUGCCUGAGCCCACCAGUAGCGUUUCCGCUCGCGUUGGGUUCUUCUUUGGUUUGUUUGCCUAAACUCACCAGUGGCGUCUCUGCUCGUGCUGAGUUCAUCCUUAGUCAAUAAUCGAGUCGCCAGUAGCGUUUCCUGCUCGUGUUGACUUGUCCUUGGUAGCGGGCUGAUCACGCCUUUCAGCAGUAUGAUGCUGGAUAGUUUAUGUUGCUCGACCUGUCUGGCUCCACUUCAGCCCGAUGACGGGCAUGACUUGUGUCCCUCCUGCCUCGGUGUGGAACAUCUCCGGGAGGCGCUGUCAGAUGACGCUUGCCCCAACUGUCGCGUCAUGCCCCGGUCGGUCAGACUGGAUCGGUUGGCUGCACUGGAGCAGCCUACCGACUGGGCGGGCGCUUCGCCACGUGCUCGUUUGCCGAUGGAGAAAGCGGUGUGCAAACGUUCUACUGGGGCUGCACCUUCGGUACCGACAAAGCGUGCUAGACGGACCGAUGCAGGGAGGUUGUCCACGAAAGUGGAUCAUCUCACUGCUGAGCUGGCCCAAAUGAAAGCCCUCCUCCAGUCCUUUCAGACUGCUGGUGAUCGUGGCACGGCUCUCCCUACCGAGCAGGAUGAAACGUCAGUCAAUGACGACGAUGCUGUUUCCGUGGCGGCCUCUGGCACCCAUUUCUGUGAGGACCUUCCGGAGCUGGGCUCCGGGGCCUCUGGGUCGGACUCCAUUGCCUCUCAGGAGGAUACGGGGGAGUCUGUGACAUCCGCUAUUCGAACGGCUCUUGCCCGUUUACAAAUUAGUGUUCCUCAGGCCCAGAGGUGGUGGAGUGCAUCUGGAAGGUCUUUGGCAGGGCGGACGUGGACCUCUUUGCCUCAAGGGACGCAUUUCAUUGUCCCCUUUGGUUCUCGUUGGACAACAGCAGCCCUCUGGGCCACGAUGCUCUGGCACACGACUGGCCCCGGACCCUCCUUUAUGCCUUUCCGCCAUUCAGCCUACUUUUUCAGACUCUCCUCAGGGUACGUCAGGAGGGGCACAGGGUCCUGCUGGUGGCCCCCUACUGGCCAGCGAGGACUUGGUUUCCUCUACUGUGCGAGCUCAGCUCCGGCUCGCCAAUGCGUCUCCCCUCCAGGAGAGAUCUUCUUUCCCAGAUGGGGGGUCAGAUCUUGCACCCCGAACCGGACCGGCUCCAGCUCUGGAUUUGGCCCCUGCAAGGCCGGGGUCCACCUUCUCGAGAUACACUGGGUCCAUAGGGCAUACAAUGGCUAAUGCAUGGGC
This is a messenger RNA of Cyprinodon tularosa, 1301 nucleotides long. RefSeq lists its product as uncharacterized. The record is from RefSeq and is a predicted model, not a curated record. The transcript has 2 exons. Bases 225 to 1292 code for a protein of 355 amino acids. Lineage: Eukaryota; Metazoa; Chordata; Actinopteri; Cyprinodontiformes; Cyprinodontidae.